AUGCGACUCCGCCAACUCGGAACGACCCAGUCUGUUGUGUUCUUUGCGCCACCCGAGGUUGACCAAAGCAUUCGUGAUACUUGUGGCUUGGAAACGUCCGACAAAACGGACAAAAAGGUGUUUGUCAACUCGUCUCAUGUUGUUGCCUGGCUUCUCGAGCAAACAUGCAAGGCCAAUGACCAGCUUCGGCCUCUGUAUGCAUCCCAUGGUCUGGACUUUUGCCGCCGGAUGGAGGCUCUCACGAUGCACAAGAAGACCUUACGAAGUGCAUCAUCCAGGGACUCUUUACUCGGCGUCCUGGAGCAACCAGAGCGUCAGACUUUGGAAACUAUGUACGGCAACGAUACUGUUGACACGGGAUCGGUCCUGAAGACGGACGGCUUUUCCUAUCCACGGCUCCAACGCUUUGCGGAGCAACUGCGCACAUAUCGGUCGACGACAGGCCAUGGCACGGCUGCUCUACAAGGCGCCUUUGAAGAAGUAGAGCAAGAGCGAGAGGUGGAGGUCCAAGUUGAGCAACAACGUCGCGCCCAGCACAACAUCGAUUUCAAAGCAUUGCGCUUCAACGGAACCGUUGCCAAGUCGAUCCGCCAAUUUGUGGAAACUGGGGAAUUGACUGGUAACAAUGGAUACGAAGGCAUGUUCUCGUUUCUAGCCUCGACAAGUAUCGGGAAACGAUACGGUAUUGUCCACGGUACCCCGAGUCGUCUGUUUGUGACGACAGAGUUCAGGAAAACAAUCGAUGCGUCGCGGGCUGGGCAGCAGUUCCACGACGACUUCUUGCGCCCAGUAGAUUGGCUCCUGUGGUGCCCAGCCUCGCAGACCGGCGUCGUUAUCAUCCCUGAAGAACUGGAACUUCUCAUUCCCAGCAUACGUGCUUCCAAAUACACACAGCUGGUGGCCUACGCAGCACCCGUAACACGGUCCAUGCUGGACUUUAGCAGCCUCCGGUUUUACGCAUUUCCAGAAUUCCCAAAGAAGCGGCACACGGUGCCGGAAUGGCUGCCCAUUGAACUCGGUAUCCUUGCGGGACGUCUAUACAUGACGUACGACGAGGCCACGGCCAUGGCAAAGUACCUGGGAUUGUCCCCCAAUGCCAACGAGGACUGUGUCCGCAAUACAAUGUCCUUCUGCACGAAUCCAACGAGCUUCUUGCUCGAGUGGCUGGCCCUCCGCCGUGCAACCCAGGAUGUUCUUCACACGCCGGCAGCCUAUGUCUGCCAAGGCCGUCAACUUCAGCCAGACCAUUCUUUCUUCUUGAAGUUUAACAAACGACUCAUCCAUGGCGAAGACGAGCAAGGUAUGAACGACGACAUACUGGAGCAACAAGAGCAGAUCAUGGAAGACGAUGAAAAAGAAGAUAUGGAAGAGGAGGAUGAGCAUGACGAAGAGGGUGAUGGGCUUCUCAAAAUUCGACUGGAAAACCUUGCCCUGCUGGAUGGCAACAUGAAAGUCCAAGCACAGGAUGAACAAAAGCGGGACGGGGAGAAAGUGCCGCUGUAG
Messenger RNA from Sporothrix schenckii 1099-18, 1503 nucleotides. RefSeq lists its product as uncharacterized. NCBI's taxonomy places the organism in Eukaryota, Fungi, Ascomycota, Sordariomycetes, Ophiostomatales, Ophiostomataceae. Bases 1 to 1503 code for a protein of 500 amino acids. The transcript has 2 exons. The record is from RefSeq and is a predicted model, not a curated record.